UCUUCCCGCUGCAAAAUGAUCAUAUUAUAUAAACACAGUAUUAAUAGCUCGUACUUUUGUUUGACCUCUCAAAACUUUCCAUAUAUAGUUUAAAAGACGCACCAAUUACUAGUUUUGCAGUGUCAUUUCUUGAAUCGAGUGUCCUCUUAUAAUAUUCACUUCAACAACUUCCUACUUCAUUGUGUUUCCCACCAGUCUUCUACAGUUCCAUCCAUUGUUUUCUCACUCAUUUACGCCCCCUUUUGCAGUCAAAGAUUCUUCCUAAUUUAGUGACUAGUUGUCCAAAGGAUUUUCACUUUCUUCACCUCUGAUUUUUGUAGCCAUGACAUCAAAAACACUUUCUUCUCCAAACACCAGUCUAAGAUGGACACCCCAGAAGAACAAACUGUUUGAAAAUGCCUUGGCAAUAUAUGAUAAGGACACCCCUGACCGUUGGAACAACAUAGCUAUGUUUGUUGGAGAAACAGAAGCUGAAGUCAAGAGGCAAUAUGAGAUGCUCCUUGAGGACAUAAAAAGCAUUGAGUCAGGCAAAGUUCCCCUCCCUGCUUACAGGAGAAAUGCUGGAUGUACCAAAGUAAGCAUCAGCAAUGCAGAGCAAAGGUAACAUAUGUUGUUCCCUCGUUAGCAUU
Molecule: messenger RNA, 629 nt
Organism: Vigna umbellata (rice bean)
Lineage: Eukaryota; Viridiplantae; Streptophyta; Magnoliopsida; Fabales; Fabaceae
Source: RefSeq, a predicted model, not a curated record